Molecule: messenger RNA, 999 nt
Organism: Ricinus communis (castor bean)
Lineage: Eukaryota; Viridiplantae; Streptophyta; Magnoliopsida; Malpighiales; Euphorbiaceae
Exons: 2
Coding region: 126-554 (142 amino acids)
Source: RefSeq, a predicted model, not a curated record
CCGUAGUCCAUGUAAUACAAGCUUGGCUCCUGCUUCACUUAGCUGAGUCUCUGCUAGUGAAAGAGAACAGGCUAAAACCCUAAUUAAUUAGCAUUGAGGAAAAUUUGAUAAAUCCGGGCGGGAGGAUGAAUUGGAUUGGCGGUGGUGGUGGAAAUGUUGGAUUAAUAAAGAAUUCGAUGCUGAGAUAUUUCUCGCGGCAACGUGCAGUAAAUGUGAGGAAGAUAAACCCUAAGGUUCCGUUCCCUGAAGCUGCUUUGAUUUCCCAAUCUCUAUACAAUAUCAUCAAGGAGCGUGGCCCUCUGUCCAUUGCCAACACCUGGAAUUACGCCAAGGAGGCUAAUAUUAGUGGAUUGAAUAGCAAAACCCACAUGAAGAUAAUGCUUAAAUGGAUGAGAGGGAGGAAGAUGCUUAAGUUUUUCUGCAACCAUGUUGGUUCCAGCAAGAAGUUUUUGCAUAGCACUUUGCCUGAAGAACCACGAUCUGACCAAUCAAAAGUUUUGUCGGAGCCAAAUCUGCAGACUGAGAAGCCUUCAAGAAAGAGGAAACAGAAAUAAGAUGCACUAGAACCACUGCUGGACUGGGGAACAUUUCAUAGUCAGUCCUCUCAAAUCUCAAGUCUUAAUUUAGUGCUUGAUUUGAUAUGCAUAGAUGUUCAACAAUUUCUCUGCUGUCGAUGUCCUUGACCAUUUUGCGAAUGGAUUAGAUCUCUAUGUACUGCAUCUUUGUCCUGUUUUGAAGCUUUAGCCAUCUCUUAAUUUUCUGGAACGUACUAAUAAAGAAAAAUUUGUGGAGUGCGUCUCUAGUUAUACUUUCUUACGGGCGGCAUAUGUAAUGGACAUGAAGAUGUCAUUGUGAAGAAAUGUGUUGUGUAAGAUCUUAUAAUGUGAGUGAACAAUUCGAGGCACAGUUCUUGGUGCAGUACUUUCUUUUUUUUGACUAAUAUGCUUGUGAACCAGAUGAUGAAAUAAGCUCAAAUGAAAUGCAUUUGAUUAGUGAUUA